GUUGCAGUCUUUCGCCUCCGGGACAAUACCACCACCACCACCUUCGGCAUCACUCAUGGCAGCCGCAUCUUCGGUAGCGGGACCAUCACGGUUCACAGUACGGUCUCUUCCACGUCUCAGACCUGCUCAGGCGUCCACAUGCGGCUCUUGCAGGCCACGGCCGCCUCCGCUGUUCUCAUGCCGCCUCAACUCGACGUCGACGCAGCCUUCUCUUCUGUCCCACCCGGACGCCAUCGUCCGCCUGGCCCAUCUCACUUUUGACGAUGCGCAAAACAGCUCCACGUCGAGCUCGGAGAGCGAUCUCGAUCCUUCGAGUCCCCAAUACGCUCGCAGAGCUAAGCGACUAGCAGCGCAGCGCGAAGUAAGGGAAGCUUGGGAUCAAUGGAAGUCAUCACAGCGGCAAGCUGCAGAGGCUCGACGCAUGAUCGAGCAGGAAAGCGAUGAAGAGAUGCGACAGCUUGCAGAGGAGGAGCUGCUUGAGCUGCAGGAAAGUCAAGAGUAUCAAUUGACCAACAUCAAAAAGGGUCUUCUUGGCACGACGGACACCGCUGCGAAUGAGGCGAGCGGCGCCAUCCUUGAACUGCGACCUGGCAUCGGCGGCGAAGAGUCGGCCCUCUUCGUCUAUGAGAUGACGAGAAUGUAUCAACGCUGGGCUUCAAGCUCCUCAGCAAGCGGCGAUGAGAGCUCACAACCAUGGGAUGUAGCCCUUCUCUCAGCCAUUCCGACCGAGGCCUCCUCUGGCUCCGGCUCAAGCUCGCCAGCAUACAAGGAGGCCAUUCUCCAAGUGACAGGCCCAGACGCAUACCGCCGUCUCCGCUACGAGUCAGGUAUCCACCGCGUACAGCGUGUGCCUGUCACUACCAGCGUUGCCAAGAUGCAAAGCAGCACGAUCACCAUCGUCGUCCUUCCUGUCAUCGAGGGUGACAAUGACGGCUCCUCCAGUUCUGCAGACGAUCUCGUCAACCCAGCCGACGUCAAGACGGAAGUGAUGCGCUCACGAGGCGCAGGAGGACAGCACGUCAACAAGACGGAAUCCGCCAUUCGUCUCACGCACUUGCCUACGGGAAUCACCGUCUCGAUGCAGGACUCUCGCUCGCAGCACAAGAAUCGCGAGCAAGCCUGGAAGAUUCUCAGGGCGAGACUGAUGGACCAGAAGAUGAAGCGGGAGGAGCAAGAAGCUAGACAGGCAAGGGGAGAGCAGAUUGUGGGACUUGGUAGGGGUGAUCGUGUGCGCACAUACAAUUGGCCACAAGAUCGGGUUACAGACCAUAGAAUUGGGGAGAACGUCAGUGGGUUGGACGUCUUCAUGGAGGGCGAGGGGGUCGGGCUGGCGCACUUCGUCGACGAGUUGGAGGAGAGGACAAGGGAGAUGCAAAUGGAGGAGAGAUUGAGGGUGUUGAUGGAGAAGAGGCAAAAGACCGAAGCACAGCAAGGUGACGGCAAGGCGAAGUAAUUCAAGGGACUAUCACAUCCGAGACGGAAUCUCACAAGAGCCUGAGAGGAAAACGACGGAAUGACGAUUGAAGCACGGUAAGGACAGACAAGCCGG
Messenger RNA from Jaminaea rosea, 1549 nucleotides. RefSeq names its product release factor. The record is from RefSeq and is a predicted model, not a curated record. Gene Ontology annotation, molecular function: translation release factor activity. The transcript has a single exon. Bases 56 to 1453 code for a protein of 465 amino acids. Gene Ontology annotation, biological process: translational termination. NCBI's taxonomy places the organism in Eukaryota, Fungi, Basidiomycota, Exobasidiomycetes, Microstromatales.